This is a messenger RNA of Candidozyma auris, 2697 nucleotides long. RefSeq names its product protein phosphatase regulator REG1 (gene REG1). The transcript has a single exon. The record is from RefSeq and is a predicted model, not a curated record. Lineage: Eukaryota; Fungi; Ascomycota; Pichiomycetes; Serinales; Metschnikowiaceae. Bases 1 to 2697 code for a protein of 898 amino acids. Gene Ontology annotation, biological process: protein catabolic process in the vacuole; cellular response to glucose starvation.
AUGUCUCACCAGGGUGAGGUCUUCACCGGCGGCGCCACCACAUCACAGCACGUAGACGCCGAAGACGAUGACCACUUCCACAACACAACGUUCAAGUUGAAAAGAACGAGGUCGCUAGGGCUUUUGGACGAGUUUAUUGACCCGAGUGAGCAGGAGAAAAACAUCGAGAAUAGUAAUCAAAAGCAGGCGAGGGAAAACGAGGGUCAACCCGAUGUUUCGAAUGACACAAAUCAUCAUUCAGAGAGAACUGACGUCGAGCCAACAUCGCCGUCUUCAGCUCCAGCAACUACUCCUACGCCUCCCUUCCUCACCAGUCCUGAACUCAUUCCGCACGACGACACUGAUGUCUCGGUAGAGCCCUCGCGGCACGUCGACUACUUGUCACACCAGUGGGACGUUGCCGACAUUUGUAAGUCGUGGCGAUAUGUGAUCUCUCGAAGAAAAAGCGUGGCGAACGCAGCGCGGUUGGAAAACGCCAGCUGGAGAACGUGGGCCCAAAGACGCUCGGGGUUGAAAACGAUCAGCCCCGAGGCGGUGAACUGGUCGAAGGAGAGUGACGUGACGUGGCUUUACGGCCCAAUUCUCGAUGAUGACGAUCACGACCACAGCAGUGACGAAAACAGGCAAGCGUCUACCACGGCCACCAACGCGGUGGCAGGCGAUGUAGCCAUAGCCAGGCGAAACCCUGGCCCCAAGCCUAUUCUCAAGAAGCGUACCGUCGAAGACAUGAUGAUCAGUCAUCUGAACUUGCGGAAGCUUCAAAUUGCAUCUGCUAGAGCUGAACAGGAACAGAAACGUAGAGAGGAGGCCGAGCACCAGAAGAGAAGAGAGGCAGCUGUCAAGGCAGGCACUUCUGACAGACCGCCAGAAUAUUUCGACUACAACGCCAUUCUGGCAAAGUUGAAUUCACAGUAUAAGAACUUCUCCCAGAAUAACUCUCAGAAUAACUCCUCUGCCAACUUGCCCGAGCUUGGCAGCUCUGCCUCCAAUGCAUCAGCCCCUUCCUCCUCAGCAGCAUCUCAAAACUCACAUCCUUUAGAUCAUGACCAAUUGGCCUCGCAAUUAGAGAAAAUCACGUCCCAGACAUCCGAAGAGCACGCAUUCCCCUUGCAGUCGUCCAUGGCCCGAAACAUACGGUCGAGCUCCAACCCUCCCGCUCCUAAACCUGAGCGCCAUAUUCAUUUCAAUGAAGAAGUGAAGCAGUGCAUCGCUAUAGCUGACCCAUCGGUGGCGCUUGGUGAUGAUGAAUACUACGACGGGUACGGUGAGCAAGACGACGAAAACGAGUAUGGCCACGGCAGUAGCGAAAGCUAUCUUUACGAAAAUUACAGCGAUGAUGAUGAGCGUUCACAGGAUUCCGAGGAGGAGUUUGACGACGAUGACGAUGACGAUGAGGGCGGAUUCUUUUUGAAAGUACGUUCGCCCUCAGGUACCAAUCACCAUCCAGGGCUUCACCCUGUAAAGAAGGAGGACACCGAUCGGAGUAACGAUGAGACCGAAGAUGCGGAGUCCAUCUCCACCACCAGUUCAAGAGCAUUCAAGACCAUCCAAUUGCUUCCUUCGACGACUUUGAACUACGGCUCCUCCGACGAAGAGAGUGACGAUGAAAACCCAUACACAUCAAGUUUAUCACAUAAUGUUGGCAAUUUCAGUAACAGAGGUUACGACUAUCAUUACGACUACAACACUGUAUACCAGGUGGAUCCUAAUCACGCAAUUUACGGUACCGGUAGUCGGGAUAAAACCCCCGACGUGGUGGACGUUCCAGAUAACAUAGCUUUGGGCUCGAAUUUUGACUACGAAAUCAUUGAAAAUGAGGAUAUUCGCAACUUUGACAAUGCUCCUCUCGAUGUGAUCAAUUGUUCACGCAAUGUUGCAACUUCUUCGAACACGGAGAGGUUACCUAUAUCCUUACUAGAUGAUUCUGCUGGUCCACAAAAAUCAGCGCCUAAUCCAUUUGCUAAUAACUCAUCAGACAGUGAGUCAGAGGAAGAGGAAGGUCUUUCGAUAUGCGCUCGCCACUCAAGUCAGUCUCUCGCACAGCAGGUGUUCAGUGGAGGCAUGACCUCCAGCGAGCAGAAACAAGAUGAGCCUGACAUUUCGGAGCAUCUUCAAAGAAAAACUGAGCCGCUGGAAGGACACGUAAGUCAGAUUAAUCCAAGGCACUCUUCGACGGGCUUGCUGAAGCAGCCACAUUCGUCCAGCUCGCUCUCAGAUCAAUUCCUCUCUACUGGUAUGACGAAGUCCGAGGAACCAAACGCCUUGUCGGACAUGUUCUUCAAUCCAACGCCGAACAACCCAACGAAGAAGCUUGAGCCUGACGCAGCUGACAAACUCGAGCAGAGAGCAGGUGGAGCUACCCUGCCACCACUACAAAGAAAAGCUUCCCCCUUGCCUCCUCACACUACAUCAGAAAACGCAUUUCUGGGAAAAGCAUCACCUCCAGUCGUGAGGCAGGCUUCGAAAAGUGGAUUUGUGUUCACUUCCGACAGUGAAUCUGACUCCGAAAGUGAAAGUCCGGUUCCACCGCCUGAUGGUGCUAGAAGCCCAGACAGCUACUCAUCAUUAUACAAAGUUGCCGAUGAGAACGGACUCAAUGUUUCUUCGACCGACUCAGAAGAGAGCAGUAAUCUGAGGAGAGGGAAAGGCCUGGCCAUGGCAAAUCUUCUUGGAGGCUGGAACAAGAAUAGCAGCUAA